Molecule: messenger RNA, 8756 nt
Organism: Myxocyprinus asiaticus (Chinese sucker)
Lineage: Eukaryota; Metazoa; Chordata; Actinopteri; Cypriniformes; Catostomidae
Product: protein sidekick-2-like
Exons: 45
Coding region: 70-6723 (2217 amino acids)
Molecular function (GO): protein binding
Source: RefSeq, a predicted model, not a curated record
CGUUGGGUUUAGACCUGUCAGCGCUCAGUGUCUCGCAUUGCUCUGGGUAAACCGGGACUACGGCGCAACAUGUAUCCAGCGCAGCGCGGGCGAACGCCUGCUGUGGGCGCAGAGACGCGUCGGAGCAUCAUGUCUAGGCGUGCGUUGUCUCUGAAGUGGGGUGCCGUUUGGAUUCUGCUGUUUUCUUUCAUCAAUAACACUUGGGCGCAAGAUGACGUUCCACCUUACUUCAAGAUGGAGCCGGUGGCAACCCAAGUCCACCUGGAAGGGAAUCGGUUGGUUCUCACCUGUAUGGCUGAGGGCAGUUGGCCCCUGGAGUUCAAAUGGCUUUACAAUGGUACCGAGCUGACGCGUUUCUCCCUGGAGUACAGGUACGUAAUUCCAUCGCUGGACCGGUCCCACGCGGGCUUCUACAGAUGCAUCGUCAGGAACCGGGUUGGAGCUCUUAUGCAGAGGAGUACACAAGUCCAGGUUGCCUACAUGGAAGGCUUUGUGGAGGCUGAACGGUCUCAGGUGGUGUCCCAAGGGGAGGCGGCGUUAAUCUUCCCCCCACAAAUCCACAGCUUCCCCCGGCCCGGUAUCACAUGGUUCAGAGACGGACGCAAGAUUCCCCCCAGCAGCCGCAUAGCCCUCACUCUGGACAACACUCUGGUUAUUCUCUCCGCCGUGGCCCCCGAUGCGGGCCGUUACUAUGCCCAGGCCGUCAAUGACAAGAACGGAGAGAACAAGACCAGCCAGCCUGUCAUCCUCAAUGUAGAAAAUGUUGGUGGUCCAGCAGACCCCAUUGCUCCCGCUAUUAUUAUCCCACCGAGGAAUACCAGUGUGAUGGUGGGCACGUUUGAGGUCACACUGGAGUGUGUGGCCAAUGCAAGGCCUCUCAUUAAACUCAGCAUUACAUGGUGGAAAAAUGGAGCGCCCGUUAACCGAGGCCUCAGGGACUUCGGCCGCCGUCUGACUAUCAGUGGUCCAUUGGUCAGUGAUAGCGGUUACUAUGAAUGUGAAGCCUCCCUCCGGAGCAGCAGUGCCCCCUCUGUCAGAGCUGGAGCAUAUCUGCACGUGCUGGAACAUCCACAGUUUGUGAAGGAGCCCGACAGACACAUUACUGCUGAGAUGGAGAAGGUGGUAGACAUCCCAUGCCAAGCACGUGGUGUUCCUCAGCCUGAUAUAGUGUGGUAUAAGGAUGCAGUUCACAUAAGCCCUGUGAAGACACCUCGUUACCGAGUCCUAGUGGGCGGCAGCCUGCAGAUAAAUGGACUUCUCCCGGACGACACCGGAAUGUUCCAAUGUUUCGCUCGCAACUUAGCGGGAGAGAUCCAGACAAACACGUACCUUGCUGUGACCAGUAUCGCCCCAAACAUCACAGCCGGCCCAUCUGACAGCGCUGUGAUUGAUGGCAUGUCCAUCCUUUUACAUUGUGAGACCUCCGGGGCCCCGCGCCCUGCAAUCACAUGGCAGAAAGCUGAGCGGGUUCUGGCCAGCGGCUCUGUGCAGUUGCCGCGUUUCACAUUGCUGGAGUCGGGUAGUCUUCUGAUCAGCCCUUCUCACCUGUCUGACGCUGGAUCAUACACCUGCAUGGCAAGCAACUCCCGUGGGAUCGACGAGGCGUCGGCUGAUCUGGUGGUGUGGGCUCGAACUCGAAUCACUAAUCCACCUCAUGACCAGAGUGUGAUCAAAGGCACCAAAGCAGCCAUGACCUGUGGUGUGACCCAUGACCCUAGUGUUACAGUCAGGCACGUCUGGGACAAAGGAGGAUCGGUUAUUGACGUAAAGUCAAGUCCCCGUUUGCGUCUAGACUCCAACGGUACACUGCAUAUCUCCCAGACCUGGUCGGGUGACAUAGGGACCUACACCUGUAAGGUCACAUCUGUGGGGGGCAAUGAUUCACGCAGUGCUCAUCUGAGAGUCAGGCAGUUGCCUCAUGCUCCAGAGAACCUCAUUGCCACCCUCAGCAGCUCUGAGAGAAGAACUAUCAACCUGACCUGGGCUCAGGCCUUCGACGGGAACAGCCCACUCAUACGUUAUAUCCUGGAGGUGUCCGAGAACAACGCCCCAUGGAUUGUGCUCCUGGCCAACAUCGAUCCAGAAGCCGCCAGCGUGAUCGUUGGGGGUCUGAUCCCAGCACGCUCUUACCAGUUCCGUCUAUGUGCCGUCAAUGACGUGGGGAAGGGCCAGUUUAGCAGGGAGACCACACGAGUAUCAUUACCCGAAGAGCCUCCCAGCGCCCCUCCUCAGACAGUAAUAGCCAGUGGACGAACCAACCAGUCCAUCAUGAUCCAAUGGCAGCCGCCCCCCGAGAGCCACCAAAAUGGGCCCCUUCAAGGCUACAUCAUCAGGUAUUGUCUGUCUGGAUUACCGGUGGACUGUCAGAUAAAGAAUAUCACCAAUCCGGACCAAACAAAUCUUCUGCUGGAGGACCUCAUCAUUUGGACCAACUACGAGAUCGAGGUGGCCGCUUACAAUGGAGCAGGCCAGGGCGUCUUUAGCCCAAAAGUCACAGAAUGGACCCUGCAGGGUGUGCCCACAGUCCCACCAGGGAACGUUCAAGCAGAGGCUGUCAACUCCACCACAGUCCGUUUUACAUGGAGUGCCCCAAGUCCUCAAUUCAUCAAUGGCAUCAACCAGGGAUACAAGCUGUUGGCAUGGGAACCAGGCCACGAGGAAGAUGUUACCUUGGUUACGGUGAGACCCAAUUUUCAAGACAGCGUUCAUGUAGGUUACAUCAGCGGACUGAAGAAGUUCACAGUGUACUUCACCUGCGUGCUGUGCUUCACCACGCCGGGAGAUGGCCCUCGCAGUGCUCCACAGCGCAUACGCACACAUGAAGACACCCCAGGACCUGUCGGCCAUCUGAGCUUCACAGAAAUUCUGGAUACAUCUCUCAAAGUUAGCUGGAAAGACCCACCUGAAAAGAAUGGCAUACUUACAGGGUAUCGCAUUUCCUGGGAGGAAUUCAACAGAACGAACACGCGGGUCACACACUACCUGCCAAACAUGACGCAGGAAUACCGUGUCACGGGUCUGACCGCCCUUACCACAUACACCAUUCAGGUGGCCGGUAUGACCUCUAAAGGUCAAGGGCAGCUGUCGUCCUCCACAAUUUCCUCCGGUGUGCCACCAGAGAUGCCUGGACCUCCCACCAACAUCGCCAUCUCCAACAUCAGCCCACGCUCUGUCACCCUGCAGUUCAAACCGGGCUAUGAUGGCAAAACAUCCAUCUCACGCUGGCUGGUAGAGGCUCAGAUCGGUGUUAUUGGAGAAAAUGAGGAGUGGGUCAUGGUCCAUCAGUUGGCCAAUGAGCCUGAUGCACGAUCCCUUGAAGUCCAGGGCCUGAACCCCUACACAUAUUACAGGUUCCGAAUGAGGCAGUUGAAUAUAGUGGGCACAAGCCCACCCAGCCAGCCAUCCAGGAAGAUCCAGACCCUACAGGCCCCUCCUGAUAUCGCUCCAGCAAACAUCACUCUCCGCACAGCCAGUGAGACCAGCCUGUGGCUCCGAUGGGUGCCGCUACCAGAGUGGGAAUACAAUGGCAAUCCAGAGCUGGUGGGCUACAGGGUGCAACACUCUCGACUGGGCUCAAAGAGUGGUGUACUGUCCCACAUCAUUCCUGAUAGGCUGGAGAGAGAGUUCACCAUUGAGGACCUGGAAGAAUGGACGGAGUAUGAGGUCAAAGUGCAGGCUUUCAAUGGCAUUGGACCCGGACCAUGGAGCCAACCAGUUCAUGGGAGAACCAGAGAGUCACUCCCCUCCAGUGGCCCUGCAAAUGUCUCCGCUUUUGCCACCACUUCCAGCAGUAUACUGGUCCGUUGGGGCGAUGUGCCAGAAACUGAUCGCAAUGGACUUAUUCUGGGCUAUAAGGUGGUAUACAAAGAGAAGGAUGCAGAUUCAGCCCUGCGAUUCUGGACAGUAGAGGGCAACACCACUUACAGUGUACAGCUCACUGGCCUUGGGAAAUAUGUCCUUUAUGAGAUCCAGGUCCUGGCCUUCACCCGCAUAGGAGAUGGCAUGCAUAGCUCUCCGCCUAUAUUUGAGCGCACACUUGAUGAUGUUCCUGGUCCACCAGUCAGCAUCCUUUUUCCUGAAGUCAGGACGUCCUCUGUGAGACUGAUCUGGCAGCCCCCUGCCCAGCCAAAUGGCAUCAUCCUUGCAUAUCAGAUUGCUCACCGGAGAAACUCCUCCAGUAUUACCUCGGCCACUGUUGAUGUGCUGAACCCCAGUGCGCGGCAGUACACAGCAACUGGACUCAAACCAGAGAGUGUGUAUGUGUUCAGACUCACGGCACAGACUAGAAAGGGCUGGGGAGAGGCGGCCGAGGCAUUGGUGGUCACUACGGAGAAGAGAGCACGGCCGCAGCCCACAAGCCGUCCCAUUGUGCCUCAGGAAGAGGUCCAGGCCCGCAGUGUGCUAUUGUCAUGGGAACCAGGCAGUGACGGUCUGUCACCAAUCCGAUACUACACCGUCCAGUACAGGGAGCUGCCUGACAGUAACUGGACCAUCCACUCAGCGUCAGUGAGUCAUGAGGUCACCACCUAUGUCAUAGACAAGCUCAAGCCAUUCACAUCCUACCAGUUUAGAGUGAAGGCCACUAAUGAUAUUGGGGACAGCGAGUACAGUGAGGAGAGUGAAGCAAUCACCACUCUACAGGACGCGCCCGAUAAAGCUCCCACAAUACUGUCUGUGACACCACACACCACCACAUCUGUGCUGGUCCGUUGGAAGCCGCCCCCUGAGGAGGAGAUCAAUGGCAUUUUGCUUGGUUUUCGAGUUCGCUACAGAGAACUGCAUUACGACCGCCUGCGUAGUUUCACUGUGCGCACAGUCAACAGCCCCUCUACCAACUGGGCCGAGCUCACAGCCCCCUACAGUGUGAGGAACCUGACUGAAUCUUCACUUACACAAUACGAGCUGGAUAAUCUGAAUAAACACAAACGUUACGAGAUCAGACUGAGUGUGUAUAAUGCUGUUGGGGAGGGGCCCACCAGCUCACCCCAGGAAGUGUUUGUGGGAGAGGCGGUGCCCACCGCCCCGCCUCAGAACGUCAUUAUCCAGUCCUCGACAGCCACUCAGCUUGAUGUCACAUGGGACCCUCCCCCAGUGGAGGCCCAGAAUGGAGAUAUUCAAGGCUAUAAGAUUUAUUAUUGGGAGUUUCAGCUACAGAAUGAGACUGAGAGACUCCGCACUCUGUUCCUGCCUGAGCUGAGCGUGAAGUUAAAGAACCUGACGGGCUAUACCACUUACAUGAUCAACGUGGCUGCAUUCAACGCUGCAGGCGACGGCCCGCGCUCUUUGCCCACCAGAGGGCGUACACAGCAAGCAGCUCCCAGUGCUCCCAGUUUCAUCCACUUCAGUGAACUCACCACCACCUCAGUCAACAUGUCCUGGGGUGAGCCCAAGCAGCCCAACGGCAUCGUAGAGGGAUACCGCGCGGUGUACGAGCCCUGCUCGCCUGUGGAUGGUGUCAGUAAGAUUGUCACUGUGGAUGUGAAAGGCAAUGCCCCAUUGUGGAUGAAAAUCAAGGAUCUGGCAGACGGAGUUACCUACAACUUCCGCAUUCGUGCCAAAACUCUUACCUACGGACCAGAGAUUGAGGCCAACAUCACCACUGGCCCUGGAGAAGGUGCUCCUGGGCCUCCAGGGGAGCCAUUUAUCUCCCGUUAUGGCUCUGCCCUCACCCUCCACUGGUCCAGCGGUGACCCUGGCCGUGCCCCCAUCACACGCUAUGUCAUAGAGGCCAGACCAUCUGAUGAAGGACUGUGGGAUAUUCUCAUCAAAGAUAUUCCUAAAGAGGUGACAUCAUACACUCUCAACCUGGAUAUGCUCAGAGAAGGGGUCACCUAUGACUUUCGUGUUAUUGCAGUGAAUGAUUAUGGCUAUGGGUCUCCAAGUGCUCCAUCUCCUUCAAUAUCAGCCCAAAAGGUCUCCCCCUUUUACGAGGAAUGGUGGUUUCUGGUGGUGAUCGCUCUCGUGGGCCUCAUCUUCAUCCUUCUGCUCAUAUUCAUCCUUAUCAUACGUGGCCAGAGUAAAAAAUACACCAAGAAAACCGACACAGAGUCCCACUCGAACUGUACAUCACUGCCCCUCUCACAUGGAGAGAUGGUGCGGCUGGAUGAAGGACGCUUCCCCGCUCUGGAACUCAACAACCGUCGACUUUCUGUCAAAAAUUCCUUCUGCCGCAAGAACGGAAUCUACACCAGAUCUCCACCACGGCCCAGUCCCGGUAGUCUGCACUACUCUGAUGAAGAUGUCAGUAUUAAGUACAAUGACCUGGUCCCAGCUGAGAGCAGCAGCCUGAACGAGAAGCCCACAGAGGUGUCUGACUCUCAGGGCAGUGACAGCGAAUAUGAGUUGGAUCCAAACCGGCAGAAGACCCAUUCCUUUGUCAACCACUACAUCAGUGACCCCACCUACUAUAAUUCCUGGCGGCGGCAACAGAAGGGCGUCUCUCGCCCUCCAGCGUACGGCUACGCCCAGCCCGACACAGUGGCAGAACAGGAGUCCCGACCCCACCCUCCUCCGCUGCCACCGUUACCACCUCUGCAACCCCACAGCAAUCCCUCCCCGCAGCCCCAGGGUCAGGCCACCUUGUUCAGGCCCAAAGGUAGCCGGACUCCCACCCCAUCACUGCUGUCCUCUGUCAACCACAGCCAGCACACCCUGUACAGGCCCCCGAGCAGCCUGGGCGCCUCCACCCAGGUCCCAGCCACAGGAUUCUCCUCAUUCGUUUGAUACGAGACUCCCAUUCCACUGACAACACAUUUGGGUGGGACUCCAGCAUUGUUGUUGGUCUGAUCUUUUAUUUUUGACUGUAUUUUCUUCUUUAUUUAAAGAGGAAUUGCACCUUGUUGGAUAUCCUGUGCUGUAUUUGGAUUUUAUUUGGCCCCUUAAGUGGGUGUGCAGGUGUACUUUUGGUGUGUAUAUGUGUGCAAGAGCAUUGAAACAGACAAUCAUACUGAGGGAAUAAUUUGUUGCUUGAAAUGGUUCACUUAUUCACUUUGCCGAGAUUAGUGGAUAUACAGAAAAUUUGUUGAAAAAUAUUUUUCAAAACUGAAAAUGUGAUUGCAAUGUGACAAAUACACUAUAUAUAGUGGGGACCAAAAGUCUGAGACCUCACUGAAAAUCUGGGAAAAAAGUUACAAUGAAUAAAUUGAAGAAAUAUGAGAUUCUGCACUAUUUUAGGUCACUACGCAAAUUUGUGACAUUGACCAUAUUAACUUAUUUGUACAAAAGGUCAGAUUUCUACACAAGAUGCUCUUUGGAACAUUCUCUAAUCAUGCUGGAUUAACACGAAUCAACGGGUUUUGCACAAAGUUGAGUGCAUGCUGUCAUUAACGGUUGCCAAAUACUUUGAAAUUCUGAACUUCAUGCACAUUUUUCAAUUCACCUUUUCACUCAUUGUUAUGAUGAUAAUAUUUUGUUAUAAAAAAUAUGAACAUUGAAAAUAUUAAAAGAAUGCAAAAUAGAAACAUUUUCACUGUGACCUCAGACUUUGGACUGCACUGCUGAUGUUUAAAAUUGAUGAAAGAGUAAGAACAAAUUGCUUUUGACAUUGCAUUGAAUGCUACAAAUUUCCAAAGCUAUCGUCAUUUCUCAGAGGACUGUCAAACUCUAUUUGUGUGAAAUUGCUCUGAUGUAUUCUGACACUCAAAUUAACAUAAUUGACAGAUUAUUUUCAAAAUGUAUAGCAAUGGCAAUCUCUUGAAACUGAGGGAAAUAUUUCUGAUCCUUAGACAACAAAACUUUAACACUGAGGAGGAGGGAAUAUAGAAGAAUUGAAUUUCUCUCAGAUUCAGUACAUGGCCAGUUCCACGUUUAUGUAUUUUUUGCUUAUUAUUUGUGUCAAAUCAACCAUGUAAGCAAAAGAGACAUUAUAAAGAAAGAAGCUGCAGGCACUAAUAUUGUUUCUUGUCCCUUGUUUUUGUCAUGUCAUAAUGGUAAGAGAACAAAGGGCAUGUUUGUUUGCAGUUUUAGGAGCUAGCCUGUGCUAUUCUGCCAGUGGGUUUUCUUGGAAAGAUCUGGGUUAUUGCCAAACACUGACAUCAUGUGAAUUAUCCCUGCAUUCACAUUCAUCUCAAUGGCAGUUGCUUGACUGGCGUAUGCUGCCCUGGAUGUACAUUCUUAUCAAAUUUAUAACCCAACAAUUAUAACAUUAUUACUCGAGCAGCCAUUUCAUGAGCUACCACUCAGAAUGUUUGUGCACAUAUGAGAAAAUGUAUAAGGCUGAGUAAAAAUGACUGUGUGGGUCAAUAUCUUCCAAAGCUACUGCACAUUAGAAGGUCAACACAUACAAAAUGAGCUACAUGGACUUGCAGUUCACACUAGGAGAGCAGGUGAUAUUACAAUGUGUCCAAUGAUUUGUACAGACAAGUCACAAACGUCCCCGAUUCUGUCAUGUUUGGGGUUCCAUUCAUUUCCCAAAAAGAUUGAUAAAAAAGUCUACUAUUUCAAAAGUCAUUGUAUGUAUUUCUCUGAAUAUAUAGUAGAAUGUGUUUUUACAGUGUAUACAUCCAGUAUGCUUAUGUGUAUGUCAGCAAAUACGCUUAAUUUAUUUAUAAUCAAUUGGUUUUAUACUCUAACUUAAGAAGAGCAACAGCAGUCUUAUGUGGAAACUAUUUUAAAGGACUUUAAAGGACAGUAUGAUGAACAUGAUUUACAAUAUCUCUGUCUUGUUCUCUGUGAGGUGACUAUCACUGUACAAAACUUGAUGAAUUAUAUUGGACCAAGGCAUGGUUCAUAUCGAAAAUAAAUUACUCUAUUUUUCA